Lactuca saligna is the source of this 1143-nucleotide messenger RNA. The record is from the annotation of a GenBank genome assembly. NCBI's taxonomy places the organism in Eukaryota, Viridiplantae, Streptophyta, Magnoliopsida, Asterales, Asteraceae.
AUGAAGAUCGACUGGUCCGAUUUUGGUUUAUCGCGUUUAGGUGAAGGUGAAGGUGGGGCUGAUGGGGCUUUGUCGGCGUUGGGAGUGGCCAAAGAAUGGGGGAAAAACGUAGAGGAAUACGUAGGAGGGGGAAGCGGGGAGGGGUGGGUUCAUGAAAAACUAGUCUAUGUGCCGGUUUUACCUGGUCUCACCAAGUCCUAUCCAAUCACACCAGCUCGACUACGCAUGAUUUACGAAGAUGUAUGGCUUACUUCUUCCGAUGGUUUACGCCUUCACUCCUGGUUCAUCAAGUUCUCGCCAGAUUGCACAGGCCCAACUAUUCUAUUCUUCCAAGAAAAUGCUGGAAAUAUUGCACAUCGCCUUGAGAUGGUGCGAAUAAUGCUACAAAAGUUGCAAUGUAACAUCUUCAUGCUAUCCUACAGAGGAUAUGGUGCUAGUGAUGGCUAUCCAUCUCAACAAGGAAUCAUUAAGGAUGCCCAGGCUGCUCUAGAUCAUCUCAGCCAAAGGACAGACAUUGACACUUCUCAAAUAGUUGUAUUUGGAAGGUCUCUUGGUGGAGCAGUUGGUGUUGUAGUUACCAAAAAUAACCCUAACAAGGUUGCUGCCUUAAUACUGGAGAACACUUUCACAUCCAUUCUAGACAUGGCUGGUGUUUUGCUACCCUUUUUGAAAUGGUUUAUCGGUGGAAGCAUUUCAAAAGGCCCAAAAAUUCUUAACUUUGUUGUCCGUUCUCCUUGGAACACCCUUGAUACAGUCGGCGAGGUUAAGCAACCGAUUCUUUUUCUUUCGGGACUACGUGAUGAGAUGGUCCCACCGCUUCACAUGCAAAUGCUAUACGCGAAGGCAGCUGGCCGUAACAAACGUUGCACGUUUGUAGAAUUCCCUAAUGGCAUGCACAUGGACACGUGGCUGGCUGGUGGUGAUUUUUAUUGGAAGACUGUCCAAACUUUUUUACAAAAAAAUGUCAUCCAAAACAAUGAUACAGAAACACGAUGACCUAGUUGGAUAAAAGAGCGGUGGUUUCAUCAUUUGUUGAGGAAAAAUUGUUUUCAGUUUACAGAAUUUUAGGUGGUGCUACAUGACUUGGAUUAGAAAUACAUCCAACUUUUUUUUUUUUUUUUUUUUAAUUAUUUUUGUACGAAA